Molecule: messenger RNA, 1287 nt
Organism: Penicillium roqueforti
Lineage: Eukaryota; Fungi; Ascomycota; Eurotiomycetes; Eurotiales; Aspergillaceae
Product: CAZyme family GH72
Exons: 4
Coding region: 1-1287 (428 amino acids)
Biological process (GO): fungal-type cell wall (1->3)-beta-D-glucan biosynthetic process
Cellular component (GO): cytoplasm; fungal-type cell wall
Molecular function (GO): 1,3-beta-glucanosyltransferase activity
Source: RefSeq, a predicted model, not a curated record
AUGUCACUGCCUGUUAUCUCGGUCGCGGGGAAUGGGUUAUUGAGUAGGGGCCAUCGAUUUCAGAUCAAAGGUGUCGAUUACAUCGGAGAUGCCUCUGGUUCGACUACAAUCGAUGUUUUGGCAGAUUCGAGGGCUAGCCAGUGCGCAAUCGAUGCGCCUAUCCUCAAGGCACUCGGGGCCAACACUAUCAGGGUGUACUAUACAGAUGCGACUCAGGGUCACGAUAAAUGCAUGCAGACUUUCCAGGACAAUGGAAUAUACGUGAUUGCAAACAUGGCAACUCAAAGAGCUUGGACGGAUGUCAGCUCGAACAUAGUCAACUCACCAUGGCAAAUGGGCGUUUUCGAACAAUAUGCGGCUGUUCUUGAUUCAAUGGCCGGGUAUAGCAAUCUCCUGGGGCUUCUUAUUGGAAAUAAUAUUAUUUCCAGCCAAACUAUUACUGGUCAAGGCCCUACAGUCGACCUAGCCCCAUACCUAAAGGCCGCAGCCCGGGAUAUGAAAGCUUAUGCUGCUGCUAGGAAGUACCGCGCUAUACCUAUUGGAUACGCCACAGAUUCAGAGUAUACCUAUAUCCAAACGUUGGGAGAAUACUUGGUGUGCGGAGGAAAAAGUGACGAGGCUAUCGACUUCUAUGCAGUCAACGAACUCGGGUGCAACUCGUCCAUGAGCGCCUCUGACUACGAUGUAUUGACGUCGAGGCUAGGAGGCCUAGGGGUUCCCGUUAUCAUCUCUGAAACUAGCUGCAACCACCAUGCGCCGCGGCUCUUCGAGGUUAGCACGCAAACAACCCUGGCCGACUACAAUUCGUUGAAAAGGUGGUCUGCCGUGACUGCAAAUACCCUCCCUCCACCUACGCUUCCUACUCCUUCCUGUCCAUCGAUCAAUGCAUACUGGCCUAUCAACCCCAGUGCCGCAUUGCCAACGAUUGCAGGUCUUGGCUUUGCGACGAUCCAAGCAGCGCAUGCUGCCAGUACCGCGGAUGGAACCCGCACGAGUACUAGCAUACGCCCCAGGAGCACCUAUAGCCCGCCACACAAUACUUCAAGGGGUACAAUGGCUGGAAUCGGUAUCGGUGCUACGUCUGGCGUAGUGCUCGCUUUCGUCGGCGCGUUCCUAUUUUACAGGCGCCAAUGGAAAAAGAAAGGACGAAGACAUCCAUCAUCUUCGUUACCACAGACGUCGGGAAGUUCUCAUCAAGACGCUGAAUUGGGUCACAUCGCUGUGCCGGCUAAAUCAUCUCAUACUGAUUUACCGAGUCAACUACCAGGCUCGAAUCCUAAGGCCUGA